UGCAGAGAAAUACUUUAGGCCGGGCUUCCCACUUCUACACUUGGAUAAGCCUCACCGUGAAAACCCCUACACAUUGAGAUUAAAUUAUCAUUCAUUCAAGAUUUCAAUCACAUUGUCAUAACAUUAUUCAUUUAAGAUUAAUCGAUUUUCAUUUUAAACCAAACAAACAACAAUGUCGUAUGUUGCUUCUUCUCCUAAUUUUCAAAAACUCCAAAACCCUAAAUUCAUUCGCUUCUUCUCCUCUUCACCUAAAAGCCUAUACUCUCAAUUCCACAACCAAAAUAAAGACGAACAAAAUCUCGUUUGCUUAUUCAAUCAAUUGCUCCUUCAGAACAAUCCAUCCAUCUUCCGAUUUAACAAAAUUUUAGGUUCCUUUGUUAAGCUAAAUCAAUACUCCACUGUUGUUUCACUUCAUCGAGAGAUGGAAUUAAAUGGAAUUUCCUCAGAUUUAGUCACUUCCAACAUAUUGAUCAAUUGUUUUUCACAAUUAGGUCAAAUCUCUCUUUCCUUUUCUGUAUUUGCCAACAUUCUCAAAAAGGGUUUUCAUCCAAAUGUCAUAACCUUUAAUACACUCAUCAAGGGUCUCUGUCUCAAAGGUCAGAUCCAUAAAGCAUUCAACUUUCAUGAUAAGGUCGUAGCGCAGGGAUUCCGGUUAGAUCAAGUUAGUUAUGGGACCUUGAUCAAUGGGUUAUGUAAACUUGGACAAACAAGAACAGCCCUACAACUGCUGAGACGAGUUGAUGAGAAACUGCUUCAACCUACUGUGGUAAUGUACAGUGCAAUUAUUGAUAGUAUGUGCAAGGAUAAACUUGUUAAUCAUGCUUUUGAUUUAUACUCUGAAAUGAUUGCUAAGAAACUUUCUCCUGAUGUAGUCACUUACAGUACUUUAAUUAAUGGCUUUUGCAUCGUAGGUCGGUUAAAAGAAGCAAUUCAUCUGUUUAAUAAAAUGAUAUCGGAAAACAUCAACCAUAAUAUUUAUACCUUUAAUACGUUGGUUGAUGCAUUUUGUAAGGAAGGAAAAGUGAAAGAAGCUAAAAAUGUGUUUGCUAUCAUGAUCAGAAAAGGUGUUAAACCUGAUAUUGUUACUUAUAACUCUUUAAUGGAUGGAUAUUGCUUAGUUAAAGAAAUUAACAAGGCCAAUGGUAUAUUCAACACUAUGGCUCAGAUGGGAGUGGUUCCUGAUGUUCAAUGCUACAAUAUCAUGAUUAAUGGAUUUUGUAAGAUUAAAAUGGUAGAUGAAGCCAUGAAUCUCUUCAAUGAAAUGCUUUGUAGAAAAAUUAUUCCUGAUACGAUAACUUACAGUUCCCUUAUUGAUGGUUUGUGCAAAUCGGGAAGAAUCUCAUAUGCUUCAGAGCUUGUCGAUGAGAUGUAUGAUAGAGGUCAACCACCUAAUAUAAUUACUUAUUGUUCUAUAUUAGAUGCUUUAUGCAAAAAUCACCAUGUUGACAAGGCAAUUGCUUUAUUAACAAAAAUUAAAGAUAUGGGUAUUCAACCAAACAUGUGCACAUAUAAUAUUCUUAUUGAUGGAUUGUGUAAAGGUGGAAGAUUGAAUGACGCUCAAAAGGUUUUUGAGGAUCUUCUGGUCAAAGGCUACAAUCUUGAUGUCUAUACAUAUACUGCUAUGAUCCAUGGGUUUUGUAACGAUGGGUUGCUUGAUGAAGCAUUGGCCAUACUAUCAAAAAUGAAAGACAAUAGUUGCAUUCCAAAUGCCGCAACGUAUGAAAUUAUUAUCCGUUCUCUAUUUGAUAAAGAUGAAAAUGAUAAGGCAGAGAAACUUCUUCGUGAAAUGAUUUCAAGAGGUCUGUUGUAAGACUAAAACUAGGUAUUAUGAUAUUUAUGUUUCAACAUUGUUUCAUCAUUUCAUUUAUGUAGUUGCUUCACUCAAUGGAAAUAAGGCUUUUGUCAUUUCUUUUGGAUAAGUGUGUUUAGGGAAAUUGGUAGGACUUGGAAAAUUAUUGAUGUCAUAAGAGUGUUGUUGGGUUCAGUUUGUACUAAUUGUAUUACACUUGCUCUAGCUGAAAUUCCUGGCAUGCAGUGGACAAAUGCUUUGACAGAUGCUACACCAGUUGUCUAUAUAAAUCAAACAGCAGACAAGCAAAAUAAUAAACUGCAGAAUAAUAAAGAACACAGUAGGUUUGUUAAC
Molecule: messenger RNA, 2143 nt
Organism: Trifolium pratense (red clover)
Lineage: Eukaryota; Viridiplantae; Streptophyta; Magnoliopsida; Fabales; Fabaceae
Product: pentatricopeptide repeat-containing protein At1g12300, mitochondrial-like
Exons: 1
Coding region: 173-1810 (545 amino acids)
Molecular function (GO): protein binding
Source: RefSeq, a predicted model, not a curated record